Messenger RNA from Adineta ricciae, 414 nucleotides. Lineage: Eukaryota; Metazoa; Rotifera; Eurotatoria; Adinetida; Adinetidae. The record is from the annotation of a GenBank genome assembly.
AUGGACAUCAAGUUUAUUUGGACAGGCAGCGAUGCCAAAGCUCUUGUCUAUUAUAUUACAGAUUAUGUGACAAAAUCCAGUCUUUCUUUCCACGACACAUUUUCUCUUAUUCAAAAAAAUGUUGCAUCAUUCGGAAACAUAUCAAAUCAAGUGGAUAAUACAGACAAUGCUAUCAAAAGAUCACGUAAAUUCGUUUUACAUUGCUAUAAUACACUUGCGUUUCAACAAGAGUUAUCUGGAGCGCAAGUUGCUUCCUAUCGAAUGAAUUGGGACGAUCAUUAUACGACACACAGAUUCCAAGGACUUUAUUUAAUUCAAGUUGAGCGAUACUUGCAGACAGAAUUGAAUGAAUUACGCAUCAACCGAAAUCUAGAAACAAAUUCACAUGGUAGUAUGAUGAUUUGUUGCAAUUGA